AUGGAUUUAUCUUCUGUAAUUACACAAGUAGCAAAGGAAGAUGAGACGAAUACAGCUCGCCCAGCGGCUCUGAAUUGUCAAACACGAGCUCGUGAAGGCAAAAAGCGAAGACUUUUAUCACUUCUUUUAUGUUGUCUUGGCUAUAAACGACAUCAACCAAAUGUUUAUUUACCCACAAAUGAAAUUCCUGUUGAUAAUGAAUCAUCUGAAAAAUAUUUAUUACCUGCUUUACGUGAAACGGAACGGAUCAAAAAUUGUCUCGUAAUUGAUCUCGAUGAAACACUUGUUCAUAGUUCAUUCAAAGUUUAUGUAACAAAGCGACCACAUGUUGAUGAAUUUCUUCAGCGUGUGGGAGAAUUAUACGAAUGUAUUUUAUUCACAGCAAGUUUAUCAAAGUAUGCUGAUCCAGUUGCCAAUUUACUUGAUCCAAAUAAUAUUUUUCGUGCUCGACUCUUUCGAGAGUCAUGUACUUAUUACAAUUGCAAUUACAUAAAAGAUCUUAGUCGUCUAGGACGUGAAAUUCGUAAAGUUAUUAUUAUUGAUAAUUCUCCUGUAUCAUAUAUAUUUCAUCAGGACAAUGCUGUGCCUGUAUCGAGCUGGUUCGAUGAUAUGAAUGAUACCGAACUACUUACACUAAUACCAAUAUUUGAACGUUUAGCGUUAGUUGAUGACGUUAUACCGGCACUUCAAGAUCUUCAUCGACGAUGUUGA
Messenger RNA from Didymodactylos carnosus, 711 nucleotides. NCBI's taxonomy places the organism in Eukaryota, Metazoa, Rotifera, Eurotatoria, Philodinida, Philodinidae. The record is from the annotation of a GenBank genome assembly.